AUGGCCAACAAUACUGACUUAGCUACUGCUAUUCGCCUCUUGGCGGAGAAAUUGAAUCAGGAAAGAGUUGAACGUCCUGAGACUGCUGGAGAAAUGUUCGAAAGAUUGGCCAAGGUUAAACCACCAUACUUUAAGGGACAAUCUGACCCUACCUUCUUAAAGAAUUGGAUUAGGGAAUUCGAAAACCUAUUUGAGGUAGUGAACUGCCCUGCUGAUAUGAGAGUAGGACAGGCUGUUAUAUCUAAAGAUGAGGCUGACCUAUGGUGGAGAGAAAAUGGUGCUAGGCUGAGUGCCGUUGAAGGAUUCAAUUGGGAAGCAUUUGUGGUAGUCUUGAGGGGGAAGUUUUACCCUAAAUUUAUGAGGAAGCAAAAAGCCCAAGAGUUCAUCAACCUUAGGAUGGGUAGCAUGACUAUUUCUGAGUACUAUAGCAAAUUUAUAGCCCUGUCUAGAUUUGCACCUGAGACAAGGAGAGAUAAGAAAAAUGGGAUAGUUGGCGAGAAGAGGAAGGAUGUUAAUGCUGGGGGAAACCAAGGGAAUUUCAAGAAAAAUCGAAAUGGUAAUGGGAAUUUUCAAGGGAGGAAUAACCAGGAUAAUCGCAAGGGUAAACCUGAGAGAGUGCAUCACUGCAAGUUCUGUGACAAAAACCAUCCUUGGAGAGAUUGUAAGGGGGAGUUAGUGACCUGCAACUACUGCGGGCCAUAG
Messenger RNA from Beta vulgaris subsp. vulgaris (sugar beet), 702 nucleotides. RefSeq lists its product as uncharacterized. The coding region runs from base 1 to 702 and encodes 233 amino acids. The transcript has 2 exons. NCBI's taxonomy places the organism in Eukaryota, Viridiplantae, Streptophyta, Magnoliopsida, Caryophyllales, Amaranthaceae. The record is from RefSeq and is a predicted model, not a curated record.